AUGAGGAAGAGCUCCUCCCCUUCCUUGAGUAACUGCAACUCCGUACUUGCUAACAAAAUAUUUGGAAUUCCACUUGAUGAGCUGCAGCAGGGAGGACAUCCAGACAAUGAGGUUCCGUUCAUAGUUCGCCACGUUGUGGACUAUAUUGAGGAACAUGGAGGUCUGGAGCAAGAAGGACUUUUUCAAGUCAAUGGAAAUGCUGAGACGGUGGAGUGGCUUAGGCAGAGAUAUGACAAUGGAGAAGAUGUGGAUUUGGUUAAGGAAGCAGAUGUUCCCUCAGCUAUUAGUCUUCUUAGGUUUUUCCUUCAAGAACUUCCAGAACCUGUCAUCCCUGGUAGCUUGCAUAUUCACUUGAUGCAACUUUCUCAAGAUUAUAAUAAUGAAGAUGAAUUUGGAAGAAAGUUGAGGUUCCUCUUGCAACAGCUUCCACCUGUUAAUUACAGUUUGUUGAAGUUUCUGUGUAGAUUUUUAGCCAACGUAGCAUCACAUCAUGAAGAAAUUUGGUCUGCAAAUUCUUUGGCUGCCGUCUUCGGUCCAGAUGUCUUCCACAUUUAUACCGAUGUGGAAGAUUUGAAAGAGCAAGAAAUAGUCAGCAGAAUUAUGGCUGGACUUCUGGAAAACUACUAUGAGUUCUUUGAGAAUGAAGAGGAAGAUUUUUCAUCUACUAAUGACUUGAGUUCACUAACUGAACAGAUCAAUGAACUCUCUGAGGAAGAGGAAGAAGAUGAAAAACUAGAGCAGUCAGAAGAACUUCCCGAAGAUUGUGCAGAGAAAUCUAAAGAAAUGCCAGAGGUGGUACACUUGAGGAUGACUGAGAACAUCCUGGAAUCUAAUAGUGUUAAAGCAUCAACAAGUGCUCAUAUAUCUCCCAUCAACAUCUUGCCGGCCUCUGCAGACAUUUUAGAAAGAACAAUUAGAGCAGCUGUGGAACAGCACCUUUUUGAUCUGCAGAGCAGCAUAGAUCAUGAUCUAAAGAAUUUACAACAGCAUGGUGUGGGACAUAAUAAUGAAGCAAAAAAUAAAAAUUGUGAUGGAGAAGGAUCUAAUAACCAGGAUACUAUUGCUGGUGAUAUUAAUGCUAGUGAGAGUAACGAAGAUUGCUCUGAAACAUUGACUAGCACAAAUUUAGAGAAUGAAGCAAUUCAGCCUGAUUUUGCUUUUGAGAAUGAAGAAAAUGACCAGUCUGUAGAUAUACUGUUAGAGCCAUGCAUUGAACAUAGUGAUGAUGAAGAUGAAGAUGUUCAAAGGAAUGAAUGUGUGCCAUUUAAUGACAGUGGUAAAUCUUCACAGUUGACUCUGGAUUCUAAUAGCAAGAUAUGUGAUUUGAAUGCCAACACUGAAUCGGAAGUGCCAGGAAGUGAAAGUGGUGGUGGUGUUCAUGGAGAUGCAGCAUGUUUGCAUAUCCCUCAUUUAGAGCUGAAGAGUAUUUCUGAUGGUGAUAAGUGGGAAGCGUCAUGCCCUAUCACUUUCCCCCUCAUUGAUUUCAAAACAAUGCAUCUGCAGAGAGAUGGGGAGGAGCCAUUUCCUGCUUUUAAGUCUUGGCAGGAGGAUUCUGAAUCUGGAGAAGCUCAACUUUCCCCACAAGCUGGGAGAAUGACUCAUCAUCCCCUUGAAGAAGACUGUCCACCUGUGUUGUCACAUCGUAGUUUAGAUUUUGGACAAAGCCAGCGGUUCUUGCAUGAUCCAGAAACUUUGGAUUCUUCAUCUAAAGCACUUUCUUUUGCCAGGACUCGAAGAGCAUCCUUUAGUUCAAAAGAUGACAAAAGGGAAGAUAAAACACCUUAUCAGUUGGUCAAGAAACUACAGAAGAAAAUUAAACAAUUUGAAGAGCAAUUUGAAAAAGAAAAAAACAGUAAGCCCUCCUACAGUGAUAUUGCAGCCAAUCCCAAGGUUUUAAAGUGGAUGACAGAGCUUACUAAACUAAGGAAGCAAAUAAAAGAUGCAAAGCACAAGAGCUCUGAUGGGGAAUUUGUACCUCAAACACGUCCACGUAGUAACACUCUUCCAAAAAGCUUUGGCUCUUCUCUAGACCAUGAAGUUGAAGAGAAUGAAGAUGAAUCCAGGGUCAUACAGAAGGAGAAAAAACCAACUAAAGAGGCAACACUUGAACUUAUUCUGAAAAGACUAAAAGAGAAGCGUGUGGAAAGAAGUCUUCCAGAAGACAUUAAAAAAAUGACAAAAGAUCAUUUGGCCGAAGAGAAAACUUCUCUCCAGAAAAGUCUUCUGUACUAUGAAAGUCAGCAUGGAAGACCGGUCACCAGAGAAGAGAGACAUAUUGUUAAACCUCUCUAUGAUAGAUACCGGCUUGUGAAGCAGAUGCUGACGAGGGCAAGCAUCACUCCCAUUCUGGGAUCUCCAUCGACUAAGCGACGAGGUCAGAUGUUACAGCCUAUCAUAGAAGGAGAAACGGCCCAUUUUUUUGAAGAAAUUAAGGAAGAAGAAGAAGAUGGUGUUAGUUUGUCUUCUGAAUUAAAUGAUAUCUUGAAAACUGCUACACAAACACAGACCUUUUCAAGUUCAUUGGAAAAUUCAGAAUCUGAUGUUGAAGAAAGUCAAGAAAAACUGGCUCUGGACCUCCGUCUGUCAAGUACUCGAGCAGCUUCUAUGCCUGAAUUACUAGAGCAACUUUGGAAAGCCAGAGCUGAAAAAAAGAAGCUACGCAAAACAUUACGGGAAUUUGAAGAAGCAUUUUAUCAACAAAAUGGAAGGAAUGCUCAGAAAGAGGAUCGGACUCCAAUGCUUGAGGAGUACAGGGAGUAUAAGAAAAUUAAAGCCAAACUUAGGCUCCUUGAAGUUCUUAUCAGCAAACAAGAUUCUUCAAAAUCCAUAUAAAAAUGCUCCUUCAAAACAUCAUAAAAACCAGUUGUAUUCCCUGAAGCUACCAUCGUGUGUACUGGCUGAUGCUUGAGUUCAUUUUUUUGUCAUGUGCUAUUCAAAGAAUCUCAUGUGAACUUUAUUGUGGUGCCACUACAAAAAUAUGAUCGAAGGGCAAGUAGGCCCCUUUUAGGGAGCGAAUAAAAUGUUCCAAAUUAAUGGGAAACUAUUCUCUCUACCUUUAGCAAACAUGCAGUUUCCUUCAGUGUUUUGUAUUACAGAUACAUCCUCUUCCCAAAAGACUAUAGAAUUUUAUCUUUUCAACUUUAAAGAACUUCGGAAAUUUACAAGCUUUUUGUUAUUCCCAACUUCUUUUUGCAUUACUGAAGAAAAAUAAGAUGUAGAUCUUCACACCACACUGAACUACUCUAGUUGCCUUUUUCUUACAGAAAAAUUGAGAGAAAAACAUAAAAAAUGCAUACAUAUGCAACUGUAUUCUGUGUUUUCCUGGAAAACCAAAACCAAACUGAAAUUCCUUUCUGAGUCCUGCUGUGGAACAGCUUUCUGUUUAAAUCUCACAAAGACAUGUGUCACAAAGGUAGUAUGCUAUCAAUCUAUGGAUUUUUUUUUUUAAACCCCAAGUCAGUGGUCACAGCUCCUGGACGAAGAAAGCAAUGGACAGACCAGAAAGUGACCUUCCUUAAUGUAAUUUAAAAAACACAGAAAACAACUUGGAAAACUGAUUCAUUAUCACACGCUGCCUACAGGACUUGAGUUACUGUUCAUUUUCUUGGUUAUUGUUUAACAACUGGUGGUGACAUGAUUUGCCUUCCCCAACUGAUAAUAAGAGAACCUUCUUACCCAUUUCAGCAUGUGGGAAAUCUGAUGGUGCUUAGAUUUGUAUAGUGCCAGCAGAUCCAAACUGGCCUAAAUCAGUAACAAGGAUUGUUAUAGCUGAAGGAAAUCUGUUUUUAACAAGGGCUAAUACUACUGCAUUUUACAUGCACCUUAGGGUGGAUUUGUGGGUUGUGGAAGUCUUAAAAAUUACAAUAAAAUCUAUAGUAAGCCAACAUCCCUCUCUUCCUCCCCACUCCUCCCUAAUACUACCUUCUGUUAUCACAUUGUUAUAUGUGUGAUGCAGCUGGGAAACAGAAAGCAGUAGUGUUACCCUUGUAAUGUAAGCCGAUCUUUAUUUUUUGUCUGUGCAUGGUUCAGCUUUAAAAAAAAUGUCCUCUCGAUGUCAUUCUGGUGAUCAUUUUCACUAUGUUGGAUGAUUAUUUGCUUGUUUGUGCUAUACAAUAAUAGCAGUCAUUAAAAAGAUUCAGGUCAGGCAAAA
Gracilinanus agilis (Agile Gracile Mouse Opossum) is the source of this 4150-nucleotide messenger RNA. RefSeq names its product family with sequence similarity 13 member B (gene FAM13B). NCBI's taxonomy places the organism in Eukaryota, Metazoa, Chordata, Mammalia, Didelphimorphia, Didelphidae. Bases 1 to 2832 code for a protein of 943 amino acids. Gene Ontology annotation, biological process: signal transduction. The record is from RefSeq and is a predicted model, not a curated record. The transcript has 22 exons.